GGGUCUUGUCUGUCCGAGAGGGAGGCGCUUGACGCCGGUAGAGGCUGUGGGAGAAAAGAGCGACGAACCGGGUAGAAGCCCUAAAAACCAACUGACGUUAUACUCUUUAGACCGCUCGGUUUCCCACGCGGCCGCCUGGAGUCGUUAAAGGUCUCUUCCUCUCCGCGUCUCGUGAUCUGUGUGAGUGAGUGAGUGCGUGUGUGUGUGUGUGUGUGAGAGAGAGUGUGUGUGUGUGUGUGUGUGUGUGUUGGGACAGCCGCUGUAUUCUCUGUGUUCUCUCUCAGCGGUCAGUCAUGGGGGACAUGAGUGAUCUGGACAGACAGAUCGAUCAGCUGAGGAGGUGUGAGCUCAUCAAGGAGAACGAGGUCAAAGCCCUGUGUGCCAAAGCCAGAGAGAUUCUUGUAGAAGAGAGUAACGUGCAGAGAGUGGACUCUCCGGUGACGGUGUGUGGUGACAUCCAUGGCCAGUUUUAUGACUUGAAGGAGUUGUUUAGGGUGGGAGGCGACGUCCCAGAAACAAACUACCUCUUCAUGGGAGAUUUUGUGGACCGAGGCUUUUACAGCGUCGAGACCUUUCUGUUACUUCUUGCCCUGAAGGUGCGUUAUCCAGACAGAAUCACGCUGAUCCGGGGGAACCACGAGUCCAGGCAGAUCACGCAGGUUUACGGCUUCUACGACGAGUGUUUGAGGAAGUACGGCUCGGUGACGGUGUGGAGGUACUGCACGGAGAUCUUCGACUACCUGUCGCUCUCGGCCAUCAUCGACGGCAAGAUCUUCUGCGUUCACGGCGGCCUGUCGCCCUCCAUCCAGACCCUGGACCAGAUCAGAACCAUCGACAGGAAACAGGAAGUGCCUCACGACGGGCCUAUGUGUGACCUGCUGUGGUCAGAUCCUGAAGACACCACGGGCUGGGGCGUGAGUCCUCGAGGAGCUGGGUAUCUGUUCGGGAGUGACGUCGUGGCUCAGUUCAACGCCGCUAACGACAUUGACAUGAUCUGCAGAGCGCACCAGCUCGUGAUGGAGGGGUACAAGUGGCACUUCAACGAGACGGUUCUCACGGUGUGGUCCGCUCCUAACUACUGCUACAGGUGUGGUAAUGUGGCGGCCAUCUUGGAGCUGGACGAGCACCUGCAGAAGGAGUUCAUCAUAUUCGAAGCUGCUCCACAAGAAACGAGAGGCAUUCCCUCCAAAAAGCCAGUCGCUGACUACUUCCUGUGAGCGAGUCCGGACACCAGCUCUCAACAGGAAGUGCUGCCCUGUGUGUUCUUGUGUUUCUGUUUCCCUCUCCCUGCCCAACUGUCUUAAUUGUGCUUUUUUUCUCUGUAAUAUUCCUUUCUUCUUUUCUAUUUUCCAUUGACUUUCACAUUCUCUCUCUGCCAUCAAGACACACAAUGGCAUUAUAUAGUAUGCUGUAGAUGCCGUGAGUGAAGAGCGGCUUUCAGCUCCUUUCUGCUGAUCCUCAGAAAGAUGCAGGUUGUCGGACAUUUUUCUUUUCUUUUUUUGCUUCACGUUCUCUUCUCAUGUAAAUUGUAAAUGCGUAGGAGAAUGGACAUGCUUCGAUUCUAGUUUAUGGUCAUCAUAGUUUGACAGUUUUGUGCAGGACGCUAACACACACACACACACACGGACACUGGAGAACACACACCACACACAACCUGCUUUCCCUCUCGACUGUUCUCUCGAUAGGACUUAUUGUUGAUUUUUAUUUUUAAUUUGUGAAAAUAAAAUGUACUUUUGUAUGAAUUUAA
Puntigrus tetrazona (Sumatra barb) is the source of this 1747-nucleotide messenger RNA. RefSeq names its product protein phosphatase 4, catalytic subunit b (gene ppp4cb). Gene Ontology annotation, cellular component: nucleus; cytoplasm. The transcript is spliced from 9 exons. Gene Ontology annotation, biological process: peptidyl-serine dephosphorylation; double-strand break repair via homologous recombination. NCBI's taxonomy places the organism in Eukaryota, Metazoa, Chordata, Actinopteri, Cypriniformes, Cyprinidae. The record is from RefSeq and is a predicted model, not a curated record. Gene Ontology annotation, molecular function: protein serine/threonine phosphatase activity. The coding region runs from base 294 to 1217 and encodes 307 amino acids.